This is a messenger RNA of Paramisgurnus dabryanus, 1871 nucleotides long. RefSeq names its product leucine rich repeat containing 47 (gene lrrc47). Gene Ontology annotation, biological process: phenylalanyl-tRNA aminoacylation. Lineage: Eukaryota; Metazoa; Chordata; Actinopteri; Cypriniformes; Cobitidae. The record is from RefSeq and is a predicted model, not a curated record. Gene Ontology annotation, molecular function: RNA binding; protein binding; phenylalanine-tRNA ligase activity.
GUCCAUGUUCCGGGUUGCGUUGUACGGCAUGGCUGAAGAGAAUACCUCACUGAAUGUUUGGCCUGAAAUAGAAAAGGCAGAAAAAGAAAACAGACGUGAGCUGGUACUUCAAGGAUCAGCUGUUGACCAAAAGAUCCAGGGUUGCGGCGGGAUUCACCCGCGACUUUAUUCCCUCGCGCUUUUAAACUACCUGGAGAUCAGUCAGUGUCCCAGUCUACAUGAGAUCAAUGAAAGCAUCAAAGAUCUGUCUCAUCUACAGAGUCUGAUCCUCUGCAGGAACAAACUCACGUCUGUUCCGAGAACCAUCGGUGAUCUGAAGACGAUCAAAGUCUUGGAUUUGUCUGUCAACCAGCUGCAGGUUUUGCCCGAGGAGAUCUGUGGGCUGAGCGAGCUCAACACUUUAAACGUAAGCUGUAACAGCAUCACGGCUCUGCCUGAGGGUCUCAGCAGGUGUGUGAAACUCGCCAGCAUCAAUGUAUCCAAAAAUGCGCUCUCACGGCUCCCUGAGGAUUUGUGGUCCUCCAAGCUGGAGCUUCUUAGCAGCAUCAUUGCAUCAGAAAACGUAAUAGAGGAUUUGAGCAGUGAGGUUCACAACUUGUCAGCUCUCAAGGUUUUGGAUCUCUCCAGCAACAAGCUCCAGGAGCUCCCAUCAGAGCUGGCCGAUUGCUCCAAGCUGAAGGAGAUCAAUUUUAAAGGCAACAAGCUGAAGGACAAGAGGCUUGAGAAGAUGGUGAAUGGCUGCCAGACCAAAUCUGUGUUGGACUACCUGAGGGCAGGCGGAAGGGGGAAAGGAAAAGGCAAGCAGCAGGAAGGAGAGGCAGGUGAGAAGGUGGAUGCCGGACGUAACGCCUCAAAGAAGAAAAGUGCUGGAAAGAAGAAGGGCAAAGGAGAAGUAGAAGAAGUGGAUGAGCUUAAUCGUAUGGUAGUGAGAGUUUUGCACCUGUCUGAAGCACCUACGGCUGUUACGGUGAAAGUUUCCCCAGGUGUCAAAGACGUACGCCCAUACAUUGUGUGUUGCAUUGUGAAGGGCAUGAAUCUCAGACAAGGGAAUGCCCUCAAAAGAUUUUUGGUUGCUCAGACCAAACUUCAUGAUGAGAUAUGUGCCAAAAGGACGACUGCAACUAUAGCGACUCAUGACCUCGGCUUGGUGAAAGCUCCUCUUUUGUAUGAUGUCAGACCGCCACAUACAAUGAGUAUAGUUCCUCUGGGUCGUAAGGAGAUCAAGGCAGCUGAUCUUCUGAAGCAACUCCAGCAGGAAGCAGAUGAGCAAAGGAAACAGAAAAAACGACAAAAUGUUUCAGGACUUCACAAAUACCUUCAACUCCUUGAUGGAAAGGAUCUUUAUCCCUGUCUGGUUGAUGCAGAAGAUCAUGUGAUCUCAUUCCCACCAAUCACAAACAGUGAUAAGACGAAGAUAAAGAAGACCACACGCGAGCUGUUCUUAGAAGUGACAAGCUCCACCAGUCUGCAGAUCUGUAAAGACGUCAUGGACACACUGAUAACAAAAAUGGCAGAGUUGAAUAAGUUAACCAUCGAGCAGAAGGAGGACGUGGGCUCUGAUGAAGAGGCGGAUGCGAUUCCAAGCUGUCCUGCAGAAGAUCCGCCAUCUUCUGAACUCACAGUUCUACAAGUGAAGGUCGUGGAUGUGGAUGGAAACCUUAAAGUGGUCUACCCAUCAAAAACUGACCUGAUUUCGGAUAACACUAAUCUAACAGUCAUCCGAUAACAAAAUUGCACUGUUUAGUUUCUUUUUUCUUGCUUCUUGCAAUGUAACAAAUCCAAACUUGUUCCAUAAAGUAUUGUCUGUCAUCAAACAUUUAAUUGUGAUACUGAAUGGUUCUCAUUUACUCCAUAAUAAAGUAUCUAUUACA